CCUGAGCUGAGGCUCUUUACUUCGGGAGACAUUUAACUGUUUUUUAUGGAGACUGCUGGUCUGGAAAAUGAAGAUCUCUUCUGUGGUCAUAGUUCUCCUGACUAGAGCGUUCAUUGGAGAAGUGUGCCAGGCCAUCAACAUCACUGUCACCCCCUCCCCAUUUACGGUGGCCCAGGAGGGCGAGAACGUCACCCUGACCUGCCAGGUGUCCCAGAGACGCCGCUCCAGCAGCCUGCCCGUAGUCAAAUGGACAUUCCUGCCGGAACGUUCUUCAAGCGACGAAGAGUUCCUCAUCGCCAGGGUCAACAUGAGAAAGGCCAGUUUCUAUGGGGACUAUACCAAGAGCUUCCCUUGGCCUAAGUUGAAGCUGACAGUGGUCAAGCAGUGGAAGAUUUUCGACCUGCUCAUUAUGAACAUCUCAGUGGAGGACCGCGGACUCUACAUAUGCCGGGUGCAGGAGUUCAAGAAGCACCAGAACCGAUGGAAGGCAUCAACAAACUGUACGGCCGCCACCGAGCUUAGAGUGCAUGUCCUACCAGCGACCACGGCCAAGGAGAGUCUGUGGAGACUGUUUGAAGACGUGUACCUGUGCGCUGUGCUGAUCUGCUCUGUGGGACUGGUGUGCAUGUGCAUGUUCACUGUGGCGGUGACCUGCCAAUAUGUUCAGAGGAAGAAGAAGUUAAAAGACAACUACCAUUUGGUCAAGAGCCUCCAGAACAGUUCAGGGGAGACGGUGACCAGUCUAGUCAGUGUGUCUCCUGCUCUGCCCAAAAAGCAGAGGAGGUACAGGAAGAAACGAAGCAAAGCCCAGUCAGAGAUACCACCAGAGAUACCAGUUAAAGCACCCAUAGCAAACAAAAUCCCAAAACCCAAACUUUUAAAGGUACAACCGAUGAAAGUGGUCUUGCCGAAGAUUGCAGAGGAGAGCCUGACAUAUGCAGAGUUGGAGCUAGUCAAGCCUCUGCCGGACAACAAAGCCUCGUGCACAAGCACUGUGUACGCCCAGAUCCUCUUUGAGGAGAGGCAAGUAUGAGAAACACACCACUUUUAGCUGAAGCUCAUGUACAAAAUGUUAUAUUUAUGAUCAGCAUUAUUGUUUUAUAUUGUGUAUUUCAAUAAAUGAUUGGCAAGUUUUAUUUUUCUUACAAAGCCAAAAUGAGAUUUUGGUUUUCUAUACUGUGUUGAAUUUUUAUUUUACCUCCCAAAACAUCUGCAUGAUGUCUGUCAUCUUCUGCUAUGUUAUUACAGCAGUACUGCAGCUGCAAAGGUUGACAUUAAGGCAACAAUUAGACGCCCACCCAUUUGUGUUAUUUGUGUUAUCACGCAGCUCUUUCAACUGGUGCCAAAGUCAACGGGCUCUUGGCGACACACUUGUACCCAGAGCUGUGAUCAGCUGUGACAGAGCAGUUUAACUGGCUGCAAACGAAGGCCUUGUUUGGUUUGACUUGUGGCACCAGUGUUUUCCUCUCACCUUAUGAUUACAUAGCACAUGAUUAGCACAAGGUUUUUUUAUUUUUUAUUUUUUACUCCUGAUAAGAACAACACCAAUGACCAAAUGCCUUUUCUUUAUCUCUCAAGAUCUGCACAACAGCGGAGAUUUUGUCUUCUGGUUUUUACUUUUCUGUGAAUUUAAGUGUGUGUAAAAAUGCUUAGUACGUUUAAUGACCCCUUGGAUUUAACCAUGGAAAAGCGAGCAAAACAACAGUAUUUUUUUUCACCCCCUGUGAACUUGAAAUGCCAGACAUCCAGGCACCAUAACCAUUCCACAUCCACCAGCUCUCUCUCUCAUAUAUGAAGAUCUAUACAUUGACUAAUAAUCACCAGAGUGCAUUGAGACGAUUCCAUGUAGGAAAAACAAAUCCUUCCCACAUACAUUGACAACAACGAAAUCUAUCUAUAUCUAUCUACACACAUCUACACAAUGGCUCAAAGGAAACUUCCUGGGGUGAGAAAAACGUCUAAAAACCUUUUUAAACUGUGAAAAUUGAAGUCUCCUCCAAACCACAUUUGACUUAAUGGGAGGCCACUGCGUGGACCUCUAACUAGAACCAUGUGUGAACGCUGAACUCUGCACUUUCCUCUGCACUUUUCCUUUGCCAUUCGUUUCACCCGGAGAGUGCCGUCGCCCGCACUCAUCAACAUUACUCUCCAUUCCAUUUGGAGCGCUUCUGUUAUUUGUUUUUGUCAUUUGAAAAUGACGUCGUCGCUGUCUGAUGAAAACCUCGUAACAAAAUGUUUGCCAAUUGAAAUGUUUUUUCAUUUAUUGAAAGCAAUAUAUCCCCUCAAUGUACUCUCAACAUUUCAUGACUCUAGGACCAAGAAAAUGUAUUCAAAAUAGCUUCUGAAGUUUCAUAAUUGUAUGUUCGUUAAUGGGAAAAUAUGGUCAUUUUUUUCAUUUACUGAAAAGUUUCUGUUUUGGAGAUAAGGUUUCAUCAGACAGCGACGAUAUAUGUGUGUGUGUAUAAUGUAUCAUAUGUGUGUGUGUGUAUAAUGUAUCAUAUGUGUGUGUGUAUAUAAUGUAUCAUAUGUGCUGUAUAAACACAAAGCGGAUGCAU
Messenger RNA from Salvelinus namaycush (lake trout), 2555 nucleotides. RefSeq names its product V-set and transmembrane domain-containing protein 4-like. The transcript has 8 exons. Bases 68 to 1033 code for a protein of 321 amino acids. The record is from RefSeq and is a predicted model, not a curated record. NCBI's taxonomy places the organism in Eukaryota, Metazoa, Chordata, Actinopteri, Salmoniformes, Salmonidae.